Camelina sativa (false flax) is the source of this 3846-nucleotide messenger RNA. The record is from RefSeq and is a predicted model, not a curated record. NCBI's taxonomy places the organism in Eukaryota, Viridiplantae, Streptophyta, Magnoliopsida, Brassicales, Brassicaceae.
UAAAAAAAAAAGAAGGGGGUGAAAAUCGCUUUCUCAGGAAAAUCAAAACUUACUAGUAGACGAGAAGACAACCAUCUUCCUUCUCCUUCCUUCUUAAGAGAUUAUAUAUUAUCCCAGCUUUUGAUCCAAGUCAAACACUCCGAAGCCUUCUUUUUUUAUAAUCGGUAGAGAUAGAGAGAGAGGGAGAGAUCCAUCUGAUUUUUUAUAAUCGGAUGUUAUAUCUAUUCGUCGGUGGUUAUCGGAGGACAUGUUCCGUGGUUGAUUUUCUCGUCUUGGUUUCCGGUGGCGGUUGAUGAUGAUCGAGAUACAUAGCGAUUAGCGAGCCAUGUUCGGUUUUUUUUCCUUUCUUUUUUUUUUUCCUUUGGUUGGUUGUGAGUUUGUUGCUCGUCGUCUCUUAGUAGGUGUGUAGUAGAAGAAGAAAUAUGAUGAAGAAGGGGAAAGGGAAGAACAGUGGUUUGUUACCCAAUUCCUUUAAAAUUAUCUCUUCUUGCCUCAAAACUGUAUCCGCCAACGCCUCCAACGUUGCUUCUUCUGUUCGUUCCGCCGGUGCCUCCGUCGCUGCUUCUAUUUCCUCUUCUGAAGACGAUAAAGAUCAGGUGACUUGGGCUGGCUUUGGCAUUCUUGAACUGGGUCAACAUGUCAUCAGACAUGUUCUCUUACUCGGUUAUCAGAAUGGCUUUCAAGUCUUUGAUGUUGAGGAUGCCUCUAAUUUUAAUGAACUCGUCUCUCGACGAGGUGGUCCUGUUUCGUUCUUACAGAUGCAGCCCUUACCUGCAAGGUCUGGUGAUCAUGAGGGUUUUGGGAACUCACAUCCACUUUUACUUGUUGUUGCUGGAGAUGACACAAAUGGUAUUGGUUUGGGUCAGAAUGGUUCAUCAGCAAGAGAUGGUAAAUCAGACUCUAAAGCCGGGGAUGCCAUCAAUUAUCCAACCACUGUUCGCUUUUACUCCCUUAGGUCCCACAGUUAUGUGUAUGUCCUGAGAUUUCGCUCAUCUGUUUGCAUGAUUAGGUGCAGCUCCCGAGUAGUCGCUGUUGGCCUUGCCAAUCAAAUAUAUUGCUUUGACGCACUUACUCUGGAAAAUAAGUUCAGUGUUCUCACCUAUCCUGUUCCUCAGCCAGUGAGACAAGGGACAACCAGGGUGAAUGUUGGCUAUGGUCCGAUGGCUGUAGGUCCAAGGUGGCUUGCAUAUGCUUCCAAAAGUUCCAUGUCCAUGAAAACAGGGCGCCUAAGCCCACAGAAUUUUACUUCUUCACCUAGUCUCAGCCCAAGUUCAUCAUCAGGUGGAAGUAGUUUCAUGGCCCGUUAUGCCAUGGAGUCUAGCAAGCAGUUAGCCAAUGGAUUAAUCAACCUGGGCGACAUGGGAUACAAAACAGUGUCAAAAUACUGCCAAGAUAUGCUCCCUGAUGGAUCUACUUCUCCAGCAUCACCAAAUUCAAUCUGGAAAGUUGGUGGAGUCUCUGGAUCAGAUGCAGAAAAUGCUGGCAUGGUUGCUGUUAAAGAUCUUGUUUCCGGAGCUGUACUAUCACAGUUCAAGGCUCAUACGAGUCCUAUCUCAGCACUUUGUUUUGAUCCUAGUGGAACUUUAUUGGUUACUGCAUCAGUGUGUGGGAACAAUAUCAAUGUCUUUCAGAUCAUGCCAUCUCGUUCACAUAGUGCACUUGGUGACCUAAGUUAUGAGUGGGAAUCUUCUCAUGUGCAUCUCUACAAGCUGCAUAGAGGGAUCACUUCUGCUAUCGUCCAGGACAUUUGCUUUAGUCAGCACAGUCAAUGGGUGGCUAUUAUUUCAUCCAAGGGUACUUGCCAUAUUUUUGUUUUAAACCCGUCUGGCAGCGACGCAAUGUUUCAACCUUGCGAGGGUGAGGAGCCUGCCCGACUUCCAGCUUCAUCCUUGCCAUGGUGGUUCACUCAAUCGUUGUCAAAUAAUCAGCAGUCUUUACCGCCACCACCGGCUGUUACCCUUUCUGUUGUAAGCAGAAUCAAGUAUAGCAGUUUUGGGUGGCUUAACACAGUAAGCAAUGCUGCUACCACUGCAGGUGGAAAAGUUUUUGUACCGUCGGGUGCUGUGGCUGCUGUUUUUCAUAAAUCCAUCAAUCAUGACCUUCAACAGAACUCCCGGGCUAACUCAUUGGAGCAUAUCUUAGUCUAUACUCCAUCAGGCCAUGUGGUGCAGCAUGAACUUCUACCAUCUGUUUACACAGAAUCGCCUGAAAAUGGUUCGAGAGUGCAAAGAACAUCACAUGUUCAAGUUCAGGAGGAUGACUUGAGGGUCAAAGUUGAACCUAUUCAGUGGUGGGAUGUAUGUAGAAGGUCUGACUGGCUGGAGACAGAGGAACGACUUCCCAAAAAUAUUGCUGAAAACCAAUAUAAUUUGGAGACAAUGUCAAAUAACCUGACAAACCAUGAGGAUGCAUGUCUUUCCGUCAACAUCAACAGCCAUUGUGGUGAAGAUAACUAUUUGAAAAGUUGUUCUGAGAAUCCCCCUGAAAGAUCACAUUGCUAUCUUUCUAACUUUGAGGUAAAGGUUACCUCAGGGAUGCUACCAGUGUGGCAAAAUUCAAAGAUUUCUUUUCAUGUUAUGGAUUCUCCAAGAGAUAGUAGUCCCACUGGUGGAGAGUUUGAGAUAGAAAAGGUUCCAGCCCAUGAACUUGAAAUAAAACAGAAAAAGCUGCUGCCAGUUUUUGACCAUUUCCACAGCACCAAAGCAUCAUUGGAAGACAGGUUUUCUAUGAAAUGUUAUCACAUCUCCGCAUCGGGAUCUCAUCAAGUUAACGGAAAAAUAUGUCAAGAUAUUAUCAACUGUCACUCUAAGCCUGGAUCAGUUGAGUCCGCCGGAAGCUCUGAAGAGGGUUCAUCAAAACAGUCGGGGAAUCUCCAUGAUUCGGAUCACAUGACCACCUCAUUCAAGUCUUCUUUACCAACAGUAAAUGGGAUCUACAAUGAAAUAGAGAAGAACAGCACAAAUGGGUGGAUUGAGAAAUCUGUAACAACCAAACACCGUACACUCGGCGAAACCCGGAUCACAAAUGGUUUUACCACACCACCUAUUCGCACCGAUAUUACUGUCAAUGAAGAGAUGCUUGCUACAGGACAACCUCCUAUGGGCUUUGGUUUUUCUUUGCGUGAGGAGCACUGUAAAGCAAUAGCAGAUCCUGAAGAAGAACACCUGAAAAAGAAAACACCUGAAAAAGAAGUUACUAAUGGUCAUCAUCUAAUUGUCAACAACAACACAGAUAAACUACAAGAAGAUGAAGUGGUAUAUGGUAUGAAUUCCUUGUGUAGGUGAUUAAAUCUCUCUCGGAACCACAAUCACGGCCUCGAGUCUCAAGUCUUUCUACGGUGAAUCCUCCAGACACUGUUAUGAUGAAUUACUGUCUAAGUGAGAGUAAUCAGAACCUGACCUCUUUGCUGUCUUCGUAAUCUUUGUGUUUGAACAGGUAAAUAGUUGUCAAAAGUCUUCUGGAGUUUGUUUGUAUAUAUAGAUUCCUCCGAUUUGGUGGUAAUUUCUCUGUCCCUUUUCUUCUUUUAUGUACAUUGUUAUAGAUGGGAGUUGGUAAAUAUGGGUGUCGAUGGGGCGUGGUUGAAACCUUGAACGGAAAAGAAAAAAUUUCGAUUCUGGGGUUUCCAUGUUGUUUUAAACCCUACUAGUGAAUUUCGAUUCUGGGGUUUCCAUGUUGUUUUAAACCCUACUAGUGAGCCCUAAUCUAUGUACAGUUUGAUCCAUGUGGUCUGUGGAGAUCAACACAUCACCAAUGUUUUUUCUUUUCUUUUUGGCAUCUCCUGCUGUUUUUAGUGAUUAAGAUGAAUUCAAAUUCGUUCUCUGGUCACUAGUUCUGGGAGUUAUUUUG